GGUCUCCCGCACAAAGGAAAGGAAAGGAAAGGAAGGAAGGAGAAACCCUACUCUACCAGGAAGGAAGCCGUCGCCAUGGCCUCCGCCCGCGCCGCCCUCCAGCUGCGCCUCGCCACCGCUACCAACCCCGUACUCUUCUCCGCCCACGGCCUCCGCUACCGCAAGCUCGAGGUCAUCCUCACCACGUCGAUCGAUAAGCUGGGGAAAGCAGGGGAGGUGGUGAAGGUGGCGCCUGGGCACUUCCGCAACCACCUUAUGCCCAAGAUGCUCGCUGUCCCCAACAUCGACAAAUUCGCCGUGCUCAUCCGGGAGCAGCGCAAGCUUUACCAACGUGAAGAGGAGGAGGUGGUGAAAGAAGUCACGAAGGAAGAUGGUGAUGCUCGACUACAGGAAGAGAAACUGAAAGAGUAUCAAACAGCAGCGAAGCGGCUCGAUAACGCACUAUUGGUGCUGAGGCGUUUCAUCUCAACUGGAAACGAGCUGCUUACUCCUGUAACAAAGGAUGAAAUUGUUUCCGAGGUGGCAAGGCAACUGAACAUCAAUAUCCACCCAGAAAAUCUGCACCUGCAGUCACCUUUGGCGUCCCUUGGAGAAUUUGAGCUGCCCCUCCGCUUACCGAGGGAUAUACCACGCCCAGAAGGCAAACUACAAUGGACUUUGAAGGUUAAGAUCAGGAGAAAAUAAGUGUGCUUCAUUGGGAAAGUUUGUUCUCCCUCCAAGCCGGUGGAUGAUACCAAACCAUUGCAGCCUUUAGAUGAAAGAGACCUGUGGAAUAGGUUUUCAGAUGGAAGAUACAUUAGCGCUGCAUACUUAUCUUCCAUUUCUGAAAACAAAGUGUUACCUUUCUCCUCUUGAACUUGUUGCCCCGUCUUUGAACAGGACAAUAUGAUCGGCAGUGUAAUUCUUAAAAAAUGUUUCGAGGCGAUGAAUAAUUUGUUUGGAAUAGAAUGCAACUACUGCUAAGCAUGGCCCCUCUGGAUAGUGUAUACAAUAUUGUAUUGUAUUGUUGUUGACUUGAUUA
Phragmites australis (common reed) is the source of this 1021-nucleotide messenger RNA. RefSeq lists its product as uncharacterized. Gene Ontology annotation, biological process: translation. The coding region runs from base 76 to 684 and encodes 202 amino acids. Gene Ontology annotation, cellular component: ribosome; mitochondrion. The transcript is spliced from 6 exons. The record is from RefSeq and is a predicted model, not a curated record. NCBI's taxonomy places the organism in Eukaryota, Viridiplantae, Streptophyta, Magnoliopsida, Poales, Poaceae. Gene Ontology annotation, molecular function: structural constituent of ribosome.